Messenger RNA from Limulus polyphemus (Atlantic horseshoe crab), 538 nucleotides. RefSeq names its product microsomal glutathione S-transferase 3-like. The record is from RefSeq and is a predicted model, not a curated record. Gene Ontology annotation, molecular function: glutathione transferase activity; glutathione peroxidase activity. The transcript has 4 exons. Gene Ontology annotation, cellular component: endoplasmic reticulum; nuclear envelope; membrane. Bases 28 to 315 code for a protein of 95 amino acids. Lineage: Eukaryota; Metazoa; Arthropoda; Merostomata; Xiphosura; Limulidae.
UGUUUUUUUUUAAUAUAGUAUCCUAUUAUGUACAGUGAUUCCAACAGUGUUUUCAACUGUAUCCAGAGGGCUCAUCAGAACUUCUUAGAAAAUUAUACACAGUUUCAAGUUUUGUUGCUGUUGGGUGGAAUCCAUUACCCUCGUCUUGGAGCAGCAGCUGGAUUGGUCUGGUUACUUGGGAGAAUUGUUUAUACUAUUGGCUACUCUACAGGAGAUCCACAGAAGAGGAUGCGAGGAGGAUUCCAGUAUGUUGGACUUCUUUUCCUGCUCUACAGCAGUGUGCACUUUGGUGUGGGGCUUCUUGGCUGGAUCUAAUAUAUCAACUGAAAGCCAGACAUGCUGAUACACCAUGUGUUAAAAGUCAUUAAAGCGUACAUCUUUCAAUAAAUUGAGAAUUAAUUUGAGGCCAGUUAUACAAAUAUAAUGUAUAGCACAGUUUUCCAAUAUUAGAUACCAGUGUUUUACUUAUCCAGUUGCAUUAACGUUGUUUAACUAUUCAGAACAAAAUGUUUUUAAUAAAUUUGAUUUAAAAUUAGAA